Talaromyces marneffei is the source of this 546-nucleotide messenger RNA. RefSeq lists its product as uncharacterized. The record is from RefSeq and is a predicted model, not a curated record. The transcript has a single exon. Gene Ontology annotation, molecular function: N-acetyltransferase activity. Bases 1 to 546 code for a protein of 181 amino acids. NCBI's taxonomy places the organism in Eukaryota, Fungi, Ascomycota, Eurotiomycetes, Eurotiales, Trichocomaceae.
AUGGAAAUUAAAAUCAAUGACGAUUCAUCUCGAACUACACUGACGCCCUCGUUUGUUUUAAGAACUUUCCGCCCAGGGGACCUGGGAUAUAUUGUGCAUCGAAAUGGAGUUUAUUACGACGAACAGUAUCAAUGGGGCACUCGUUUUGAAGCUGUUGUAGCGCGAAUUGUCGCCGAUUUUGUCGACACUUAUGACCCAAGCAAGGAGCGCUGCUGGAUAGCAGAACGCAAAGGUGACGGAGCAUUCUUGGGCAGUAUAAUGCUAGUCAAGGAUCGAGAGUCGGUUGAUCCUUCGAAAAUCGCCAAACUGCGCCUGUUAUUUGUCGAGCCAGAGGCGAGGGGUAUGGGACUAGGGGCAGCGCUGGUCAGGCAGUGUACGUGUUUUGCGCGAGAGACAGGUUAUUCACGAAUCGGACUAUGGACGCAGGGCAUACUGCUUGCUGCAAGAAGGCUUUAUGCGAGGGAAGGUUACAAGCUGGUACGAUUAGAGGAACACCAGGCAUUUGACAUUCCAAUGACGGGUGAACACUGGGAGUUGACGUUAUAA